This is a messenger RNA of Medioppia subpectinata, 259 nucleotides long. The record is from the annotation of a GenBank genome assembly. Lineage: Eukaryota; Metazoa; Arthropoda; Arachnida; Sarcoptiformes; Oppiidae.
UGGGGCACCGAUCGAGUUGAACGCGUUUGCGGUGUGAAAGCCGACCCUUUUCUACUCGGAGACUGCACUAUAGGUUGGGGCUUGUAUUUGGCAGUGGGCAGUACAGUGGCCACGUUCAUUUGCGCCAUUCUGUCCAUUCAGGCUGAGAUCUCCACCUCGUCCGACAAAGUCCAGGAUGAGAUACUUGACGGCAAAAAUUUGAUUUGUUUGCUCUAACAUUAGUGGCAAAUAUCAAUUAAAAUCUACACAGAAUUAUAUA